Messenger RNA from Xyrichtys novacula (pearly razorfish), 7374 nucleotides. Lineage: Eukaryota; Metazoa; Chordata; Actinopteri; Labriformes; Labridae. The record is from the annotation of a GenBank genome assembly.
AUGGCAGAACGUAAGGAGGCAAGUUGGCAACUAUUCAGUGAGGAGCUAAAGCAUGCGCUGACAACUCUGACUCAGCCGCUGCUCCCAGGCUAUGUAGACGAAGCGAAUCGCACUGAUAACGAUGGGCUUCAAACUGUGUUGAAUGAGGUGAUCGAUUGGGUCACACGACACCAACCUAAAGAAAAAGAGAUCCCCAAAGCUUUAGCACGCUUGGCUUGUGUGAUGUCUGUCCAAAUUAAGAGACAAGACGAAGCCAUGGGAAGGGCCCAAGAACAGAUACGGGCACAAAUGAAGGAAAUUGAUGAUCUCAAAGAGGAGCUGGGAGGCACUGAAAGGGCUCUACAGCAAGCUCAAGACCGUUUGGAUGAGAUGCAAGCAGAGGCUCCAUCCAAACAUGAUCAAAACCCUUCCUUAGUAACCCAAAUCUCAGACUUGCAUGACACCAUUGAGGAAAAGGAAGCUCAGCUUUCGGACGCUAGGUCCACCAUUCAUGAACAAUUACAGGAAUUGUCAAGGGUGAAAAGCAACCUAGAUCAGUCCUCAACUGAUGCAAGGGACUGGAAGGCCCAGUUUGAAAGCAAAAGGGUGGCCCUCGAAGCAGAAGAGAGACAUUCUGCUAAUCUAAAGCAAAUGCUCCUCGAGACUCAGAGGAAACUUAGUCUGGGUCAACCCCAGCAAGAUCAGAGCGGGCGAAGCUCGCCAAGCAGUCAACAGACGCUUCCAUUCCCUACCUUUCGACCGAGUCGUGUCCCCAGAGGACAUUCAGGUCGAUCAAGUCCGGAUGACACCGGACGGAACUGGGGUCAUACUUUGUCGCCCCUUCACCAACCAACACCUUCCGGGUAUCGUUCCCUGAGUUACCAACCUCAGUCCACGCCUGCUGCUCGUCAAGCGGCAUAUCCCACAGACAGGGAUCUGGACAAGAUGGCUCGUAACAUCACACGAUUUGAACCCGGUCGAAAAGGUUCUGAAGACCCAAGCACCUACUUGAAAGACAUCGACUUCUACUUGAGAAAGUUUCCAGGUGCUCUUGUGGAUGACAAAAUCUACUUGAUCAAAGCUACCUCCAAUCGAGAGGUUAGCAGCUUCAUUGAACGACAACCGCGUCGGGUCAAGAACGACUAUGACCUGCUGUGUCAGGCAUUAAUUGACGAGUUCUCUGACUCCCUUACACCCACUGGUUUAGCUGCUGCACUGUUAGUCAAACAGGAGAGACAGGAAUCUCCCCAGUUGUACUACGGUCGCCUUCGCCAGGCUUACUUUGGUUGUCAAAAUGAACCUGAAAUGGAGGAAGAUCUAAACUUUAAGACUUUGUUCAAAACCUCCAUCCGACCACGAGUCAUCAUCUUGGGGUUGCUGCUUGUCCCCGAACCUUAAACAGCAGACAGCUCCGCGAACUGGCUGUAAAAGGCUUCGCUAAACAGCGACACACCCAAUCCAAGAAAGCCGAACCUGGUACUGUCUUGGCUGUGGACACAAGGUCCAUGGCCCUAGAUCUGGAGGGCGGUGCCGUGGGUGCGCAUUCAGAUGCACCUCAAACUGCAACAGCCCGACCAACCCAGAAUCUGAAAACUUCCCGAUAUCAGCCAGCUGAUAAAGGUCAAAACCUGAAGCAGCCUCGGUCUGACAGUGAACAACACCAGGUCAGAUUUGACGAAGAUCGUCCACCCUCGUACUCUCACAGGGAUGGGGCUCACCCUAGAAGGGAUGACACCCAUCGGCCCUACCGACCUGACAACAGGGGGUGGAGAGACCGGUCAGAUCGUUAUGGCCGAGAACGAAACUCAGAGCGACCUUACCCGCAGUCUCAGUCAGCACUUUCUGACGAAGAGAUGGGUACAAAGGCCAAAUCAGACCCUCCCCAGAAGGGUAGUGGAUCUAAAGGCGGAUCUAAGGGUGAAUCAAAGUCCUCUGAUCUGACAGAGGAAGAACGCAAACUCCUUAGACAAAUAAUCCGUAGAAUACAGAGAAAAGGAGAUAAGAAAGCAGAUCUCUUCUCUGUCGCUGUCGUCCAGGAUGACACUUCUGAGCCAAACAUGAUGCCUGUCCAGCAGACUGCAGUUCAGGGGGACGUGUGCAUGUCCUUACAGGAGUCGGUGACACCCUCACCAGCUGACACUCCUGCCGAUCUUGAACCUCAGGACAACACAUCACAAGAAACGACAUCUACCAGCGCCGUCUUGGUAGUACAGGCGAACUCCGCAGAGGAGCCAGCCGAAGAAGACUCCUCACUUAUUCGGCUUGAACCACCUUUCCUCCAAUUCUUGUGCAACCUCACUGAGAAGGGCAUCGCACAGAAGUUUUACGUUAAUGCCGUCCUUGAAAAUGAACUUCAACACGAAGCACUCUUAGACACUGCUGCUGACAUCACUCUGAUGUCCUCCACGCUCUUUAACCGCUUGCGCAAUAUGGUGCAGCAGUCCAACAGGGACAUCAAGCUGCAGCCCUGCGCCAUGGAGAUUCCGCCGUACUCCACAGACCGUACGACCUUAAAAACAAUGACGAUGUUGAACAUCUCCAUUGGACCAAUGAAAAUCAUGCACCCCGUGUAUGUGUCGCCCCUUGAGUCGAUUCCUUUCCUCAUCGGUCAAGACCUUUUAAAACGGUUUGAGCCCCUGAUCGAUUAUCGACAGCUGAAAAUAUGGGCACAGGUCUGCAGACCAUUACCCAUACCAGCAACCAACAAGAAUCGGGCUCAGUGUUACGCCCUGACGCGUGAACUUGCUACAAGCACACCGACAAGUGUAAGCUCACCGGAGCAACCCUACUUGACUGACGAUGAGCCACAACCCUGCUCGUGGCCUUUCGAUGACUCAGUCAUAAAGAGGGACACAUUUUUGUGCAAAUUCGAUGACACCAAUGGACCCGACAUGCCCGGGCCAUUUAUCACUGAAGGCAUCAAUUUGAAUGAGAAUCACGUCAACGAUGUGAUUUUGGCUCUUUGGGCUGACAAGUCAGCCAUCAGCCGUGAACUGUACGACGCCUUAUCUAGGGAUGACCCAAACCUCCAGUGUGCUCGGAAAGCAUUUCGCUUCCCCUUGGACUCCCUUCCUAAAGCUACCAUGACUGCUGAAGGCGUCUGUGCCUUAACUGUGCGGUGGAACAAAAGGGAGAUGACCCACCACUUCUUGGUCAUCCCAGACCUACCACAUCAGGUCUACAUGGGAAGUGAUAUACUGGUCAGGUUGGCAGUCCAGGUCGAUACCAUUAACAACAUACUGUGGUCCCUUACCAGUGUUAAUGAGGAAACCCAGACCCCUGAUGUCGACAACAUCAUAUCAGGACAGUCGAUCCCUGAAGCCUGUCAGGUAGCCAAUGAACUUGACAUUGUCAUACCUGCAAUGACCACAAAUGUUCCCAUUCGCUUGAAUCUACAACGUGGACAAAAGCUGUCGCACACUCAAGCUUUCUUCCAGCCGUCGUUGCUCUUUCUUAAACUAGGGCUGUCUACUCAGGCAACUCCUCUUCCUGAGCUUCACUCGAGAUUCACACACUUGCUUGUACAAAACACGACACCCGAAGAUAUCCUGAUCCCUAAAUCCACCCCGCUGGGUUGGUUGAUCAGCACGUCGUUCCACGACUUUGAAUUGAGGAUUCCUGUAAUAGGAAAAAUGCCCCGUUCUCUGAUGUCAGACCAUUCGCCGGAACAGGUCUUUCAUACCCUACCUUCCAGGGCUAUCUCGCUCUUCCCAACUGUACCGCUGGACCACGACACCAUCUGUCAGGUCGACCUCUCUGAGGACUCACAGAUGAUCCUGCACACAGUGCAAGUCCUAAGCGUCAGUUCAGAGCCAGAAACGGCCCAUACACUUUCCGGGGUAGAACCCUCUAUCUUCCCAACCGUGCAAACACCUGAGCACGAUCCAGACUUCGACGCCAAAGUCGAACAGCUCGUAGCUGAGGCAGACGCCCUGAACGGCGAAGAGGAGCGUGAAAAGCUUCGCAAACUUCUGCACAAAUAUCGAGCCUCUUUCGCCAAAGACUCGCUUGACUGUGGCAUACCCUCUAUCCACUCUAUCCGAAUUCCGACACCACCAGAUGCACCACCAACUUUUGUACGCCAAUACAAAAUUCCCUUAGCGUCUUAUGAACCUAUUCAGGAAAUCAUAGACGAUCUUUUGGCGAAAGGGAUCAUUCGGCCAUGUAACAGUACCUACUCAGCCCCACUCUGGCCGGUACUGAAACCAAAUGGUAAAUGGCGACUGACCAUCGAUUACCGCAAACUGAACCAACAAGUUCCCCUUUCCAGGUGGCCUAUGGCUCAGCUCCAACAGGAUCUGCCAAAGAUCACUGACACGAGAUACUUCUCCACUCUUGACGUGGCAUCAGGGUUCUGGACGAUACCAGUACAGGAAGCUGACCAGCACAAACUGGCGUUCACUUUUGCCAACAGGCAGUACACCUUCACCCGAUGCCCUUUCGGCUAUGCCAACUCGCCAGCAGAGUUCAACAUCUUUCUUAACAAAGCCUGCCCAGAUGCUAGUGAGAGAGGCACCCUCAUAUAUGUCGAUGACAUCUUAAUGAGGAGCCAAACCCUGGACAUGCAUCUCACUGAGAUUGACCAUGUCCUGAACCAGCUCACGAACGCCGGGGCAAAGAUAUCUCUGUCGAAAUGUCAGUGGUGCAGGACCAAGGUGAACUACGUCGGUUUGCUUGUUGGUCCAACAGGGGUCGAACCACAGCUGAGUCGAAUUCAAGGACUGUCAAACCUUAAAGCUCCCACGAACGUCUCAGAGCUUCGCAGCUUUUUGGGAGUAUGCAACUACUCCAGACAGUUCAUUGAGGACUAUGCAGACUUAGCAAAACCCCUCACCAACUUACUGAAAAAGGAUGUGCCAUUCACUUGGGGACCGCCCCAACAACAUGCCAUGCAAGCUUUAAAAGACAGACUCUGUGCAGCUCCUUGUCUUGCCUACCCAGACUGCAACAGACCGUUCUAUCUGGAGGUUGGUUUCUCUUGUCACUGCCUCAGUGCAGGAUUAUACCAGAUCCAUGACUCAGAUAAACGAGUCGUUGCGUACGCUAGCAAAACCUUGUUGGCUCCUGAACUGAAGUUCUCGGACUGCGAAAAAGCGCUUCUCGCCACUGUGUGGGCUGUGAAGCAUUUUUCCAAUUAUCUUUGGAGGCCAAAAGGUGAUUGUGGAAACCAAUCAUCAACCAGUGACCUUCCUUAACAGCCAAAGAAUCAGAGACGGCGUUGUAACCAACGCUCGUGUAGCAUCUUGGCUUAUGGCUCUUCAGAGCUUUGACAUCGAGGUCCACUACGCCCAAAAUUGCAAAACACCUCUCGGGAUGGAACUCGCAGCGUGCCAAAGCUGCUUGACAGACAGCGCGGACACAGGGUCCCCAACCUGCGACCCCGAGCCACCUGAAUUAUCUUGCCACCGGUACUUCGACGACAAUGUCUGCAAAGACAUGAUUACAGCUUACGUUGAUGGUUGCUCAUACCAUCACGACACUGUUCUCAGAGCAGGCGUGGGUGUUGUCUGGGUCAACGACGAACCGUGUGAACCACUCAGCUUCAACCUAGGGGCCCAAACGUCCCAGUAUGCUGAAGUGGCAGGCAUUCUGAUUGUUUUGCAACUUGCGGUGGAACACAAAAUCCACGCCUUAACGAUCUGUACAGAUUCCAAUUAUGCGCGACUCAGCUUCUCAUGCCAUCUGCCUUUGUGGAAACGCAACGGUUUCUUGACCUCAAACAGAAAGCCGGUCAAACAAGAAGAUCUGUUCCUGGCGUGCGACUUCUUGACCUCUAACCAUGAUCUCCAGAUCUAUUGGAAGAAAGUCAGGGGGCACUCUCGUAUCCCUGGUCCAGACAAGAUGUUUAAUGACCAGGCUGACUCCUUAGCCAAGCAGGGGGCCUUAACUGGCUCAAACUGGCACUUUGAGCCCUCUGUUUUUCCCCUCCCACCCGUGACCCUGGUUUGUGCUGUCACCAGAGCCCAGUCUCGAGCUACACCUCGCCCAGCUCCCUCGGGCCCGGUCUCCGCCACUGUGGCUCCAGCUUUUUCUGACUCUGACUUGCUGGUGCUCCAACCUUCGGACCCAGCCAUUGCUGCCAUGACGCAGUUCCUUUCAGGACCUCCUGACUCCUCCAUGGCUCCUGCCUUACUUGACUCCAUCCCUGGCCUGCGCCAUCUUUUCCGCGUGCGCUCUUCGCUGCGGCUCGUCAAGGGCUUUCUGGUUUAUGUCUCCGAUGCACUCACUUCGCCUGCCCUGGUGGUGCCUCGCAGUCACAGGGGGGUGAUGUUGACAUACGCCCAUGACACACCGUGCGCAGGACACAGAGGAAACAAAGCCACGCUCCAUGCUCUCCAACAGGUGGCCUAUUGGCCACACAUGCAGAAAGAUGUAGCUGACUACAUAAAAGGGUGCCUGGUUUGCUGCCAGUUUCAACUGGCAAACCCACUUCACCGAGCACCUCUGCAGCGCAGAGGUAUCUCCUUUCCUUGGUCAGACCUCCAGAUCGAUUGGUCGGGUCCGCUCACUAAGUCAGCAAGAGGAAACAAAUACUUCCUCACAGUUGUCUGUGCAUUCACCAAAUGGGUAGAAUGCCUACCAGCCCCAAACGAUACGGCUCAGACCACAGCCUACCUCUUGAUGAACCACAUCUUCUCGCGGUUCGGACUCCCAACUCGUGUCGACUCUGACAGAGGGACACAUUUCACCUCAGAGGUAAUGCAACAACUGUGGCAACUGUUGGGCGUCAAAGCCAACUUCCACAUCAGCCACCACCCCCAGUCGUCUGGACAGGUAGAACGGACAAACCGAACAGUGGUAACCAUACUGAAAAAGUAUGUGUCAGCCAACCACAAGGACUGGGAUGUUAAGCUUCCCUUGGUCCUGAUGGCCAUCAGAGCGACUCCACAUGGGUCAACUGGGUUCUCACCCUUCGAGCUGAUGACGGGCAGACAGAUGACCCUACCUCUGCACCUGCUGUAUCAGCCAGGUGAGGCCAGUAUAGCAACGGCCUACACGACCCAUCAGUACAUGACUGACUUACACCAGCACUUGAAGGCAACUUUUGCCUUCACCCAAGAGCAUUUCAGCAAAAGUGCUGAAGGACGCAAGUCCUAUUAUGACCAAAAAGCCUCCAAACAGGAACUCCAAGUGGGUGACAAGGUGUGGUACUACCUGUUCACCCAGCCCACUGGAGAUAAAGCCCCAAAGUCUGGGAGACUGGCACGAAAGUUCCUGCCCCGCUGGGCAGGCCCGUACCUGAUCACUGAAAAGCUCUCUUCUGUUGUGUACCAAAUUAAGAUCGCAAAGGGCAACAAAGAGCCGAUCCUUAAAUGGGUCCACCGCAACCAGAUUAAACUUCACCACAACCCCAUGGGACUUGUCGGGGCCUCCAGCGCCACCCUUGAGUCAUAA